This is a messenger RNA of Corylus avellana, 1783 nucleotides long. Lineage: Eukaryota; Viridiplantae; Streptophyta; Magnoliopsida; Fagales; Betulaceae. The record is from RefSeq and is a predicted model, not a curated record.
GUACUCAUAAAAAGCUAUUCGAUGAAUAUCUCCUUAAGAUAAACAAGGCACUUUCUUAUGUUCAGUGUGAGUUACGAGGCUUCAGGAACCAAUAUGAUGGCCGAGUUUACUAUGGGGUCAUUAAUAAUGUUUCUGAUGAACAGUCCAAGCUAGGAACGAGAUAUUCGGUUCCGCAGAUUGCUUUCUACAAGGCAAUUAUAGAAGCAAUUAUGCAAGAUGCCACAGCCCAAGGUAGCAUUUCUGACAUUGAUGCUCUUAAUCUGCGAUUGGAGAAUCAGGUUUUAACUGACGUAGGAUCACAAUCACAAGACGGCCCAACUCAUGUUCCCCCGGCACUCAAGAAUUUCUCAAUAUCUCAGAAGCAAAAAGCUCUUGAUGAACUUGUGCUGGAUCAGUGGCUUACCCACACCCCUGAUGGUAACAUUGGACUUGGUGUCAGAUCCUUUCUUGACCUGCGCAGUUAUUUCCGUAAUAAUGAUAUUCCUUCAUGUCAAGUGUGCAACGAAGCUGGAGUGAAGGCAGAGGUGUGCCAGAAUGAUUCUUGUACAGUCCGGAUUCAUAAAUACUGCCUAAAGAAAUUAUUUUCCCAAAAAAAGGGUGCAAGAAAUUGUCCAGGUUGUGGGACUCAAUGGCAUUAUGCAGUACCCAAAGCAGAACUUAUAGAGGAAGAGGAAGAGGGUACUCAUAAAAAGCUAUUCGAUGAAUAUCUCCUUAAGAUAAACAAGGCACUUUCUUAUGUUCAGUGUGAGUUACGAGGCUUCAGGAACCAAUAUGAUGGCCGAGUUUACUAUGGGGUCAUUAAUAAUGUUUCUGAUGAACAGUCCAAGCUAGGAACGAGAUAUUCGGUUCCGCAGAUUGCUUUCUACAAGGCAAUUAUAGAAGCAAUUAUGCAAGAUGCCACAGCCCAAGGUAGCAUUUCUGACAUUGAUGCUCUUAAUCUGCGAUUGGAGAAUCAGGUUUUAACUGACGUAGGAUCACAAUCACAAGACGGCCCAACUCAUGUUCCCCCGGCACUCAAGAAUUUCUCAAUAUCUCAGAAGCAAAAAGCUCUUGAUGAACUUGUGCUGGAUCAGUGGCUUACCCACACCCCUGAUGGUAACAUUGGACUUGGUGUCAGAUCCUUUCUUGACCUGCGCAGUUAUUUCCGUAAUAAUGAUAUUCCUUCAUGUCAAGUGUGCAACGAAGCUGGAGUGAAGGCAGAGGUGUGCCAGAAUGAUUCUUGUACAGUCCGGAUUCAUAAAUACUGCCUAAAGAAAUUAUUUUCCCAAAAAAAGGGUGCAAGAAAUUGUCCAGGUUGUGGGACUCAAUGGCAUUAUGCAGUACCCAAAGCAGAACUUAUAGAGGAAGAGGAAGAGGAAGAGGCAGAUGUACCCACUCAGAGCCAGCCACCUGUGGGACCUAAAAGAAAGAGACUUGAAACCAACAAAACCGGUGAUGCUAAUGUAGUUCAAUCUGGUUCCUCUCAAGCUGCCAGGCCUGUUUCUGAUCUGAGAAGAGUAACUCGAAGUACUGCCCACUUAAGGUAAUUGUUUUCAUGUGCCCCUAUAACAGGGGACUAGGUGAAAUAUUCUGUAUAGUUGGCUUCAAAACUGCUGGCAUUCGCAACAGUUUAUUGUCCUAGGUAUUUUGCAACAAACUAUAAUCAUAUAUUAGAUUUCUGACUAGGUUGAAAUCACCUGGAGGAUUUUGUGUUAGAUAUUUGAUUCUCGCUUCAGUUGCUACCAUCAUUGUAAAUACUCAUUUCUUUUCCACCGCCUGGAAUGCUAAAUGCAUCGUUUUGAUU